UGAAAUCAUGAAGGUAGCCAUUCUCCUGUUGUGUCUGGCUGCUGGAAGUCAAGCCAAUUUUUUCGAUGACCUAAAGAAUGCCUUCACAAAUGUUGGACACGCCCUAACAAACACAGUCCAUGCUGUUGGAGAUCAGGCCAAAGUUGUUGGACAGAACCUUCUCACUGCAGCAAAAGAACAAGGCUCACAGCUUGCUUCACAAGCUCUUCAAAGUUUGUUGAUGGGAACCAUGAAUGCUCUCAGUAAUCCUGGUGGAACAGACACAUCUGGUACAAAAAGAUCUCUGUCUGAACUCCUUCAGCAGUCAAAGCCUUUGACUGAUGCCGCCAAGCAGAUUGUAGAGGAGAAGAUGGACAAACUGAAAGGUGUCUACACAGAGGCUGUGGACAAGCUCAAAACUCUCUCCUCUAAACUGACCGAUCUUCCUGCUUCUGAAAUCAUUAACAAAGUUGACCAGGUCGUGGUUGCCCACCACAUUGUUGCUGAUAAUAUCCAAACGGAACUCGUAACUGAACUGACCGAACUAUUCGGAAAGGUCCUAGCUUUACACCCAGGAAAUAAGAGAAGCACCUUCACAGAUGCCCUUGCUACAGUUGGACAAGGUCUCGCCAACUUCUUCCAGCCCCAUGUCCAAGCAGUUCAACAGCUGGUAAGUGGGGUAGGUGAAUCACUGAAGCAGACAGCCACUGCAUUCCACACAAGUCUAACGACAGGUGCUCACGGUGAUGCCGUUCAUCAGUCUGUUUCCGCUCUGGCACAACAUGGACAAAAUGCACUUAAUGCUCUAAAGGACGCAGUUUCCGAUGUCCUUCAACAAACUCUGACCAACAUGCAGCCACACCUUGUUAACCUUCUCAAUCACGGUUCCCAGGCUCUUCAAGAAACCCUCGCCAAACCAAACCCAGGUACAACAUCCGAGUAGAUGGAUUAAAUAUUGACUUGACUGGUGUAAUAAAAAAAAUAAGAAAA
Messenger RNA from Saccostrea echinata, 969 nucleotides. RefSeq lists its product as uncharacterized. The record is from RefSeq and is a predicted model, not a curated record. Bases 8 to 922 code for a protein of 304 amino acids. Lineage: Eukaryota; Metazoa; Mollusca; Bivalvia; Ostreida; Ostreidae. The transcript has 6 exons.